AAUAGGGCGAGUGGCCGUGGCGCGAGAACGCGCGGGCCGGGGGCGCGAGCCGGAGACGGUUGAGCCGUUGGAGCCCCUUCCCCCCACUUCCGGUCCUAUCCCGGUCCAGACGAAGACAGGAAGAGGCUUUGGCGCGGCCAUGAAGGCAGGGGCGACCUCCAUGUGGGCUUCCUGCUGCGGGCUGCUGAAUGAGGUCAUGGGGACGGGAGCCGUUCGCAGCCAGCAGCCCGGAUUCGGAAGCGGAGCGAACCCCUUUCGGUUCGCGCCAAGCACGGACUUCACUGUCUAUUCCUCGGCGGCGGCAACAGGAGCGAACCCUACCCUCUGCAAAUCUUGUGGCCUUUCUUUCUCCGUAUUCAGGAAAAAGCACGUGUGUUGCGAGUGCAAGAAGGAUUUCUGCUCGGUGUGCUCCGUCUUGCACGAGAACCUCCGGCGGUGCUGCACCUGCCAGUUGCUGCAGGAGACGGCCUUCCAGCGGCCGCAGCUAAUGCGCUUGAAAGUCAAGGACCUGCGCCAGUACCUGCUCCUCAGGAACAUCCCCACGGAUACCUGUCGGGAAAAGGAAGACUUGGUCGACCUCAUCCUCCGCCAUCACGGAUUGGCCUCCGAGGAGGAGACGGACACUAGCAGUUUGUACUCCACGCGGUCGCAGGCAUCCAGCUUGUCCACCCAGCACGUGUCUCUCUCUGGAUCGGUGUCCUCCUCCCAGGGAGACCUCGCCAACCGGCAGGAAAACGCGGGCAAUGAAACGCAGCUCCAGGGGCCAAGCGAAAGACUUUCGGCAGAUCUGGGGGCGGAGGAAGACCACGCAGCACAAGAAACUCCGGGCCAGUCCAGGAAGCGUGCCAGGGCCUCGCUGUCCGAUAUUUCCAGCCUGGAUGACGUGGAAGGGCUGACCGUCCGGCAGCUGAAAGAAAUCCUGGCUUGUAACUUUGUCAACUAUUCGGGAUGUUGCGAAAAAUGGGAACUGGUAGAAAAAGUCAGCCGGCUCUACAGGGAGAACCAGACGAAUCAUCGGCUGCAAGGAGAAAAGCCUCCACUGACAGACGAGGACGAUAACCUCUGCCGGAUCUGCAUGGACGCGGUCAUCGAUUGCGUGCUGCUGGAGUGCGGCCACAUGGUCGCCUGCACCAAGUGCGGCAAGCGCAUGAGUGAGUGUCCAAUCUGCCGCCAGUUCGUCGUCCGGGCCGUUCACGUCUUCAAGUCCUGAGCGGCUGGGCUCAGUCCCCACUGGAAGCUUCCCGCUGCACAUUUCCUCCCGAGACGGCCACGUGGGGGGAGGCUCUGGAAAGCCUCCGUUCCAAUCAAUUCAUAGCAUCCCCGACCGGGAGCUUAGGAGCUUUGACCGAUUGUAUUUCUGCUUUGCAAGUCAGAAGCCUCUUAAAGAUAGAGAUGUGUGAACUGGAAUGCUUUUCCUUUUGGUUUUUAUUUUUCCGAGACACACACAUACACACACACACACACACAAAAAAAAAAACCUGCGGCAAGACUCGAGUUCAAGAGUCGAGCUUGCAGGAGGAGAUUCAAUGCUUCCGAUUGCUCUCUUCUGAAAAAUAGCACAAAAAAAUGAGAAAAGACGAAGGAGAGCCGAGUUCAACCUUUUCAGAGAGCAACGGGACGAAGCAGAGUCUUCCCUGGGGGGCGUUUGUGGGUGGGCUGGCAGAGCAGUUCUUGUGCCAAUCACCCAGAGUGUGUCAGCCCACCUGGUGAUCCACAGUAGCCUUAAUGGAAAGAGUUGAAAGCUGCCUUUUACAGUCUGCAUCAGGGAAAGAGCGAGAGCGAGCCAGUGAGUCACUUUGUAUCUCCGUUCCGACACCCUUAAAACGUCCUUGGAUUCAGAACGGGAAAAGUCGAAUUUACAUUCUCACCUUGAGAACGUUGACCAGGAUUUGUCACGUUGACCUGGCCUCCUGGGUCACCAAAAAGCGAUGCUGCAUUGCAUGCAACAAUCCCUAAAGCAACACAGGCAUUGAAAAAUAUUUUAAAAAGCACUGUAUGAAUUUAAAAUAUACAAACCACGCCGAGAUGGUAACAACUACGUUGAAUGUCUAGUUCCCUGGGACCCCCCCCCCUAACCAGGUCGUGGGGGGUGGUGGUGCUCCAUAGGAUAGGUGCCUUGAUAGAGAAAAGUUUGGAUGGACUGCCUACCAAACGGACAGCUCCAACCCUCUUCUGAAACUGGUUCCAUCAGCUGCUGAGGGUGGGCCGAUCUAGUAGAUCCAGCCAGCCUGCCUGCCUAUAGUAGAUGGGAGGCCCCCAGGGCCUCCUGGACAUCAGGAUCUGACCACAAGCAAUGAAUUUCAUGCUAGGAUUCAUCGGAGCCAUUGCUCUGAUUGGCAACUUCAGGUCCUUGAUCCCAGUUCCAUGUCGGGCUCUGGAUGACUUGAGAGAUAAGCCCACCCUUGUUCCCACUGUCCUCUCCACCCCCACCAGCUGGUAGAGCCCCUCACUUCUCACGCACCAACUGCCCCUCUUUCUCCCCACCUCUUCCAGGAGAAAUUGGUCUGUUCAGUGGCGCCCAGCAAACGGGGCUCUGCUUCCUUUUUGCUCCUAAAGGGCAAAGCGAAGUGAUCUCCAUGUGGGAGGGGGUCUACGGUAGUCUACCCCUUUGCUGUAGCCCCUCCCCCCUGCACCCAGCCAGCCCUCAAACUCCCAAAGUCCACAGAAAUAAAGGCAUUCAGGAAGGAAGCAGGUAAUGAAAGCCACUGAGAUGAUUAUUAUUAUUUGUAAAACCAGGUCCAAGAGCAACCAAUUGCAAUCUUGCUUAUUUAACCCUACUGCUUGGGGGGGGGGGGGUUUCCUAAGAUUAUCAGUUCUGCCAUGGUCUUUCUUGCCUAGCAACACAUUGCAGUGGCUCUACAAUGGUUUCUUAAAAGAGAUUUGCGGUCCCCAAAUAGCUGAGAUGAGUGAAAGGCGUCCUCCACCCCACUCCACCCUGCC
Molecule: messenger RNA, 2940 nt
Organism: Ahaetulla prasina
Lineage: Eukaryota; Metazoa; Chordata; Lepidosauria; Squamata; Colubridae
Gene: RNF34
Product: ring finger protein 34
Exons: 6
Coding region: 140-1210 (356 amino acids)
Biological process (GO): protein K48-linked ubiquitination; proteasome-mediated ubiquitin-dependent protein catabolic process; negative regulation of extrinsic apoptotic signaling pathway via death domain receptors
Cellular component (GO): cytoplasm; plasma membrane
Molecular function (GO): ubiquitin protein ligase activity
Source: RefSeq, a predicted model, not a curated record